GCAUGCGCAGCACACGCCCCCCGUGUUGUUUGUGUUGUUGUCCCUCUCGGCGCUCCAGAAGGAAGGAGAGUUUUGCGCCGGCCGCCAUGUCCUCCCCUCAGGAGUCGCCUCACAACAACAACAACAACCCGCCUCCUGAAGGGACGCCCGCCGAGGCCGGGCUCAACAGCUCCUGGGUAGAGUUGCAAAUGAAUGGAAAUGGAAAUGGCAAUGACAAUGGCAACACAAAAAAUGGUGGCCUGGAGCAUGUUCCCUCAUCAUCCUCUAUCCACAAUGGAGACAUGGAGAAGAUACUUCUAGAUGCUCAGCAUGAGUCAGGGCAGAGCAGUUCGAGGGGUAGCUCCCACUGUGACAGCCCUUCUCCUCAAGAAGAUGGACAGAUAAUGUUUGAUGUGGAAAUGCACACAAGUAAAGACAAUAGUUCUCAGUCUGAAGAGGAACCAGCUGAAGGAGAGAAGGAAGUAGAUGUUCUGAAGAAAAGUGCAGACUGGGUCUCAGACUGGUCAAGUAGACCUGAAAACAUUCCUCCCAAGGAGUUUCACUUUCGGCAUCCUAAACGAGCUGUAUCUUUAAGUAUGAGGAAGAGUGGUGCCAUGAAGAAAGGGGGCAUUUUCUCAGCUGAGUUUCUUAAGGUGUUCAUUCCAUCUCUCUUCAUAUCUCAUGUCUUGGCUUUGGGACUAGGUAUCUACAUUGGAAAACGACUGACUACACCUUCAGCCAGUACUUAUUGAAAGACAUGAUGCACAAACCUGGAAAUCCUUUUCGUCUGUGAAGGUGUUACUGUCACACUAGUACAAUUGAACUUGAGGGAAUUUUAAGCAUGACUUCCCUUCCAAGCCUCCACCUUGUUUUUUUUUUUUUUUUAACAUAUCCAGGUUCCAGUAACUCUUGGAAUUCAGUAUUGGAACUCUGUGGAGGUGUUUUACUAGUCUUCUUUUCCUUUUCUCUCGCCUCCUUCCACAUCCUGCAAAAGACACAUCAGAGUUGCCUAACAGAGUUUACAGUUGCUUUAUACGUUUGCAAGGGCUUCUUUCAGUGCAGAUUGCCACCAGCAAAUUCUAAUUUUUAUCAAUGAGGCUGUUGUCUCAACUUUACUACAGCAGGAAGUAAUCUGCACAGUGCGUAAUUGAACUGUUGAAUAUAACAAUCUCUCUUUUCUCAAAAGAAUUUGAGAAUUAACCAAAAUUGGUUAUAAAAAAAGAUGAACUGAAACUUAUUGGUUAUUUUUUUCCUAAAGUAAGAACUGUACGUAAAUAAAGUGUGGCUUUAUUUUCCAGUUCUUCCAAUGUUUUUACUUUGUCAGGAGGCAAGAACUGCACACAAAAAAAAUCAAAGCAGGAUAAAAAUUGACUCAUCAGCAACUUUUAAUACUGAAUAACUCUCAUUAUCUUUUAUAUGGAUACAGUUGGCCUCCAUGUUCGCGGGGGUCAGGAGCACAGGACCCCCACAAACGUGGAGAAAAUGUGACUAUCUCUUGGUCCCGCAAACUGUAUUCAGUACACACAAAAAUGCCUGUGUUGGUGGGUUGGCUGAGCUGUGAUGUGUGCUUUCCCCUCCGCCAGUUUGAUUUCCUCCCAGCGACCAAAGAUCUGACUACAGACUGACUUAACCGAAUGCAGAUCAAGAUGGACAACGGUGUCAUCAGAGUCCCCAUUAAAAGUGGUGAAAGGCAGCGGCAGAACUGACAGCAAACAAUCCGCAAAUAAUCAGAUCCACAAACAUUCAACUCGCAAAUGUGGAGGGACGACUGUAGUGACUUGUAUCUCUACUAGAAAUUCCAAUACAUCUAUACAAUUUUUUUUAUUUUUAGGAUUGCAUUAUUUGCAUGCGAAGAAGCUUCUAGUAUUCUUUGGUGUUUUAUUGAAUGAAGACUCUCCUUUUGAAAGUAGUUUGAAUUGAUUUUUUUUUUAGUAUUUAGAGUCCACAUAAAAUGGGAACAUUCUUGCAGUUUUAUGAAACACAGUUAAAUCUCUGGUUGAGUUUCAUUACUGCCGUUUUUUAUUUAUAACCUCUUUGGAAAUAUCUGAAGUCCUAAGGACCUAUCACUACUAGGCAGUGCAAGUGGUAACUUGAAUAGCUAUGUAGCAGUAUUUCAAAAGCAAACACAACCUGGUUUUCCUUCCCCGAGAUCCGAAACACAGAUCCAAAUUUCUUUCCACAGAUAGACACAAGCAGACAUCUCUCAGUCGAUCUGCAUUGGAUUCUGGAACAUGUAAUAUGAUUCCGAAUGAUAGUUUACUCUCUUUUAUAUAUAUAUGUAUAUAUAUAUGACAGACUUUAAUACUACAUAUUUAGGAACACAUUAUUAACUUUAAAACUAGCAAAAUUCCAGUCACCAUAGGCUGACAGUGAAACCAGACAAAAAAUCAGUGACCAGACCUGUGGAAACAUGCUCAUUUUCCCUGUUUUGCAUCAGACUACUGAAAGUUUUGAAAGAGAAAGGUUUGGCUAUUUGAGCAUGUUCACUAGCGUCAGUGGAAAUUGGUGAAACAGAGAAGGUAAGCUAUGGCAUACAUUCCUCACAUAUAUUAUUAACUCCAGUGCUCAAAAUCCUAUUGAUGACUUAUGCCUGGGUAAUAUGCCAUUUUGCUGUAAUAACAUUGCUAAAGAGAGAUCAUGCACAGAUCUGGAGCCAAUAGGGCAGCUUUCUCUUCUGAUGGAGAUGGAUUUCGUUGCCUUUGUAGCAGAAAUGGGCCAUUUUGCCUCUGCCGACAACGGUGUGGUUAUGGCAACGUAACAGGAUUGUGAUUCUGCAACACACAAAAAGCCUCUCUUAUUGCUUGAUUCUGUUAUAAUGUCUGAGAACACCCCCCGGCCCACCGCUCUCUUUGAAUGGCAGCACUUACAUUGCUUGCAAAUAUGUUUUUUUCCUGGUGUGAGUAAUUUUGAAGUGAUUAUAUGCAUUAAGGCAAUAGUGCCAAAUUUGUGGCCUUCCAGGUGUUUUGGAUUUCAGCUCCCAGAAUUCCUGGCCAUUGGACAAGCUAGCAAGGGCUUCUGAAAGUUGGAGUCUGAAACUUCUGGAGGGCCACAUGUUGGACACCUCUGCAUUAAGAGUUAUUCUUUUUUUUUUUUUUUGAAAGAUCAGACAAUACUGAAUAGUAUUAAGAGCCUGAUAGUACUUUCAGUGUUGAUUCUUGUAAGUUGUUUUGUAAAACCCAGUGGAACGAUAUACCAUAUAUCUAUGUCAGUAGUUCCCAACCUUUGGGCCUCCAGGUGUUUUGGACUUCAACUCCCAGAAAUCCCAGCCAGCUUACCAGAUGUUAGGAACUGUGGGGAUGAAGUCCAAAACACCUGGAGGCACAAAGGUUGGGAACCACUGAUCUGUGGAAUUGGGACCAUGUUACAAAGUGAGACAAAUAAAGCUUUGCUCCUUUCCAAAUUAUACAAUGGUUAAUCUGCAGGUGCUGUGUGAAAGAUUGAUCCAUCUACAUGUGUGACUAAACACCUUUGCUACUGUUUAUCAAGCAGCUGUGAGAUUAAAAUGGAUGAUGAGUUUGAGGAUUUGAUUUCUUGGCCAUUGUUGCAGUGCAGUGAUAUAAAUCAGUAUUUAUUACCAUAAUAGCUAACAGUAAGCUUGAAAGAGCAUGAGUUUUUGUUUUGUUUUACUUUGAAGUGGACUAGUUCACUAUAAUUUGAAGAAGGGGGGUUAUCAAACAUAAAAGUUUGUUAAAAUGAACAUUGUUAAAUAGCUUUAUACCUGUUUACAGUUUUUUGGGGGGAAACAGGUCUUGUUUUUCAAGCGAUCAGUGGAAAAAACAGGGCUUGAAAUGUUUGUACAUAGGAUCAAGCAAAAAUGCGUAAACUCGCACAUUAAAAAGAAUGCAGCAGGUUGAACUGCAUCAUGAGCUAAACGAAAAACCCAUCUAUUUACUAUUUUUAAAAAACUGAAAAGCUCUGUUGGAAUUAACACUUUUUUAAAAGAAAAAAAAGACAUUGGUGAAAUUACUGUAGUUAACUGAGCCAAAGUAAUUAAGUAUUCUUCAUAAUUAGUUAGCACUUUGUUACAUUAUUAUAUACAGUUUACAGUACUUGUAUAAGUUGUAGUUCUAAACAUUUUGUGCCAUUAAAGCUGUCCUAAAACUGAA
Molecule: messenger RNA, 4085 nt
Organism: Anolis carolinensis (green anole)
Lineage: Eukaryota; Metazoa; Chordata; Lepidosauria; Squamata; Anolidae
Gene: bnip3l
Product: BCL2 interacting protein 3 like
Exons: 6
Coding region: 3-731 (242 amino acids)
Biological process (GO): defense response to virus; mitochondrial outer membrane permeabilization; positive regulation of apoptotic process
Cellular component (GO): nuclear envelope; nucleus; mitochondrial outer membrane
Source: RefSeq, a predicted model, not a curated record